Messenger RNA from Agrilus planipennis (emerald ash borer), 869 nucleotides. RefSeq names its product EF-hand calcium-binding domain-containing protein 1-like. Gene Ontology annotation, molecular function: calcium ion binding. NCBI's taxonomy places the organism in Eukaryota, Metazoa, Arthropoda, Insecta, Coleoptera, Buprestidae. Bases 86 to 754 code for a protein of 222 amino acids. The transcript has 3 exons. The record is from RefSeq and is a predicted model, not a curated record.
UUAUAUGUACAUAAUAUUGUCAUAAGUGUUCUUAUCUCUUAAUAAUUAAAAUAAACUACUUGAAUCUUAUUCAAUUAUCAACAAAAUGUGUACGGUUGGUAUGCAUUUAGACGUAACCCUAGGAGCGAAUGAAGAAUUACGAUUUAGACAGAAAUAUUCGAAAUUAUUACGGAGAUUAGCCAAAGAGUUGCCAUUAGACAGACAAGAGUUGGACAGUCUAGUGAUAAUUUAUUACAAACACAUGAAAAUUGCAGAGAAAAAGGCAAUGACUAAAAUCCAAUUUCAGGAGCUACUUCAUAGCGCGUUGGAUUUAACGGAUUCUCUUUCUGUUUUCCGAGUUACCGCCACUGCGUGCAAGUCAAUCGGUCCUUACGUUAAACUCGAAGAAUUUAUCAGGGUAAUGGCACUUUUUCUGAAAGGGACUUUUGAAGAAAAAAUUAAAUUUUGCUACAAGUGUUAUGUUGUCACGACUGUAGACGCCACUAUCCGUAGGGAUGUUAUGUUCCGAAAUCUCAAAGGGACAGUCUUCACUAGAAAUUUAGAUGAAGAUAGUGAUGAUAUUAUCCGAGACUUGGUGGACCUUAUUCAAGCAAAAAUGGAACUACAUAGAGACGGUAAAAUAACCCUUGAGGAAUAUAAAGAGAGUGUUCAGAGUAAUUCUUUAUUACUAGAGUUUCUAGGCCCUUGUGUACCGUCUCGCAUGGCAUCUCGAGCAUUUUUAUCAACAUUUACUGAUAAAUUGGGCAAAUUUUAGAGAAAAAAAACACAUAAUUACGUUUUCAAUUAACACAAGGCGAUGGUUUUAUACCAUUUUGUAUAUUUUUAGUUAAUCUAAUUGUAUUUUUUAAGAAUUUACAACAUAUUAUUUA